Penicillium hordei is the source of this 1542-nucleotide messenger RNA. RefSeq lists its product as uncharacterized. Gene Ontology annotation, molecular function: transmembrane transporter activity. The transcript is spliced from 4 exons. Bases 1 to 1542 code for a protein of 513 amino acids. Gene Ontology annotation, cellular component: membrane. NCBI's taxonomy places the organism in Eukaryota, Fungi, Ascomycota, Eurotiomycetes, Eurotiales, Aspergillaceae. Gene Ontology annotation, biological process: transmembrane transport. The record is from RefSeq and is a predicted model, not a curated record.
AUGCCGGGAAUGGAACCGACUGGACCUUCGGGGACAGUUAGCAAAGAAGCUGCACACUAUGCCGUUGAAUCCGAGGAUGUGUUCGAUAGUUCCGUGUUUGACCCUGUUUUGGCUAAAAAGAUGGCACUCAUCAACACUGCCAUCGAUAAGAUUGGCAUGACUCCAUUCCAAUGGAAGCUUUUCUUCCUGAAUGGAUUCGGCUACACGGUUGACUCGCUUUUGGUAAUCUGUCAGAGUAUCGCAAUGCCCGCGGUUACCAUGCAGUACGGUAGCCCGAACAAAAGCCUGAAGGGAAUUGCUCUGGCAUCCCAAAUCGGUCUUCUAGCAGGCGCAGCUAUUUGGGGUCUAUCAGCCGAUAUUAUUGGACGCCGACUUGCUUUCAACUCCUCCUUGUUGCUGGCGGCGAUAUUUACAAUCAUCGCGGGUGCGAUGCCCGGAUACAUUUCAUUUGCAACGAUGGUUUCCCUCUACUCUGCAGCUGUUGGUGGGAAUUAUAUUCUGGACUCAGUCACUCUUCUGGAAUUCCUACCUACGAAAAAGUCCUGGCUAGUGACCUUCAUGUCGAUCUGGUGGGCAGUAGGGUACACCAUUACAGGCUUGCUUGCAUGGGCAUUUAUGAGCAACUACACCUGUUCCUCUUCUGCGGCGCCGGGGACGUGUACCUACCACGACAAUAUGGGAUGGCGUUACUUGCAUUUCACCAUUGGUGGCGUUACGCUCAUUCUGAGCUUAUUGCGUGUCCUUCUAAUUCGAAUCGUGCAAACACCCCGAUGGCUUGUCUCUCAAAAUCGUGAUGAGGAGGUUAUUCAGUUCCUGACAAAGUUGUCAGUAAAAUAUAACCGACAAUUUGAUCUCACUUUGGAGGAGUUGUGUAGUGAAGGGGAUGUGAAGAACACAGAAAAGUCAGUCUGGUCCUUGUUUAGGGUCAAAGCGCACUUUGGUGGUCUCUUCCGAACAAAGCAACUAACUUGGUCGUUCCUGGUCAUCAUGCUCAACUGGUUCGUGAUUGGGGUUGUCAGCCCUUUAUACCAUGUGUUCCUUCCAUAUUACCUCAAAUCCCAGGGAGCGAAGGUAAGUAGCAGCUCCAACUAUCUAGUUUGGAGGAACUAUGCCAUUAACCAAGUCGUUGGCCUGGUUGGUCCUGUCAUUGCUGCGUUUUUGGUUGAGACAAAAGUGUUUGGCCGUCGAGGCACCAUGGCUUUGGGGGCUCUUUUGACCAUGGUCUUGCAGUUUGCGUAUACGCAAAUCAAGACUCCAGCCCAAAAUGUUGGUGUGUCUGCUGCCAUAUCUGCUGCUUCAAACAUUUAUUAUGGAACUAUGUACGCGUACACUCCAGAGAUUUUGCCGUCAGCGCACCGCGCCACUGGAUAUGCCAUCUGUGUGGUAUUCAACCGCAUUGGAGGCAUUGUCGGAGUUAUCGUGGGAAGCUACGCAAACGUCGAAACAACCACGCCUCUCUUUGUCUGCGCUGCGUUGUUCGCACUUCUUAUCAUCCUCAGCGUGCUAUUGCCUUUCGAGAGUCGCGGGAAGAGAACACAAUAA